AUGCCUUAUGAUACACGACGAAAAUCAUUGAAUUUACCUAUGCUAGGCAUACAACUACCGGAAACUCAUGCUUCAAAAGCGGCCGCACGUCUUUCACCGCCUUCAACAACAAGAACAACAACAACAACAACAACAACAACGACAACAAUAACAGCGACGCCGAUAUCAGAACAGCAAAAUCAUUCGAAAAAAAUAAAACGAUUUCGUACUUGUUCAUUCUCAAUAUCGCCUUCACCACCAAAACGUGUGCAUCUGAAAUAUGAGCAUACCCCGCCACCCUCACCGCCAUCUUCAGUCCACGAUGAUGUUGAGGAUGUGAAAGUGGAGGAAAUAAAACCUAGAGAAAUUGAUUUGGACGAGAUAAAGGAUGAAAUUGUUGAAGGUGUUAUUGUUCAAUUACUAAAAACUGGUAAUACACCUCAUUUGGUUAAGCAAUUGGCAAUUAUUUUGUCCCGGAGUGUGAAAAUCGUGGAACAAUCUGCCAAUCCAUCCGCGAUUAUCUCCUCACGAUUAUCUACCUAUCUUAAACGAUCAUCAUGGAGCGCGUCUUCACCUUGUCCAGUGGGAAAAGAGUUGGAAACUGUACACCCGAGAAGAACGUACUUUUAUUUGACCACUUACCCACAUCAACCAAUCCCCGACCCAUCACAAUUUCCUCAACGAACCAUCAUUUCUCCUUCUAUAUCCAGCGCAGAAUCAACAUCUGAUGGAGCAGAUGGUGAAGGGAGAAGAUCUCUAUCACCUGAAGUCGAUUUAUCUUCCGAAGAAUACGAUGAUGAUGUUUCAAUUACACCUCCUACUCCAACAGGUUCCUUUGCUGGUCGUCACGAACGUUCCGUGAGGAAUAAUCGCACUUCAUCGCCACCUCUCGAGAAAGACGAAAAGGAAUUUACUCAAACGGCGCGUGGAAUGCAAAAAAGGAAAUUCAGUGGCGAAGCGUUAUCGAAACCAUCAGAUUUGACCGAUAUGCCAUCAAACGUUUCCAAUACCCCGAUGAAAAGCGUGGAAUCUGAUCCAUUUUUCGGAGAAGGCCGAGGUUUAUCGGUGUCAAAUACGGGGAUUUUCUUGAAUAGCCCCGCUAUGAAACCUGUUCUCGCGUCGAAAAAAUCUUGGGAUACGACGGUGGAAACUUCUCACGCGAAUUGGACCCCACGUUGGAUUGGGCCGCUAGAUUGGGAUAUGAGAAGUCCGGAAACUAUCGAUUUGGACGAAUUAGAUGGCAUGCUUGAUGGUUUUUAA
This is a messenger RNA of Sclerotinia borealis F-4128, 1239 nucleotides long. The record is from the annotation of a GenBank genome assembly. Lineage: Eukaryota; Fungi; Ascomycota; Leotiomycetes; Helotiales; Sclerotiniaceae.